Messenger RNA from Phytophthora sojae, 612 nucleotides. RefSeq lists its product as hypothetical. The record is from RefSeq and is a predicted model, not a curated record. Bases 1 to 612 code for a protein of 203 amino acids. The transcript has a single exon. NCBI's taxonomy places the organism in Eukaryota, Oomycota, Peronosporomycetes, Peronosporales, Peronosporaceae.
AUGGAGGAUGGAGCAAUGUGCCAGCAGUGGAAGAACCGGCUUCGUGAUCUCACGAAAUCCAUCUACGGCUCGCGUCGUUCUCUACUGGAUACGAUUGAACUAAGAGAGAGCGAGAUGAAGGUCCGUACUACAACCACAUCUAACCCAUGGUCUGCGAACCCGUUAGCACGAGCAGCGGAUAGCCAGGAAGAUGAUCCAAUGGAAGAAGCGAACCCGAUUGUGCGCUUUCGGAGUGACGUGUAUUCAUCCGAGGAGAUAGAAGCAAUGCGGGCGGCGUACACUGAACAGCAUGAUUUCCCGGUUGCAUUACGCGCACCAACAUCAGUGGAGAUGAUGAUAACACAAGGUCUACUCGAAGGCAACAUAUUGGCGCAAGGACUACCUCAAUUUCUAAAGAGGACGUGUGAGAAUGACAUGCUCAGAGCAAUCCAGAACACGAUAUAUGCACAAGUUGAAGGAGAACUGUCUUUCCAGCUACCUAUGGAAUUCCCCGUUUACCCCGAUUUUCAAACGAGAGAGCGACUGGUGGGGGCUAUUCUUCAAGGCGCCAAGCGAGGCGACAUGGAUCAAGCCAAACUCACCCAGAUGCUAGGCGAAACCAAGCAAGUGUGA